AGACGCCGCCGCCGCCGCCGCCGCCGCCGCCUCGUCUCCCUUCUGCGCCCCGUGGGAAGCCGCGGCCCCCCUCAGCCACCAGCUUGCUUGCAGUGCCGAUCUGCCAAUGAAGGAAUGCAGUAUUCUUUUCAACAACGCACAGUGUGCUGCUCUGGUUGGCGAAGACCAGCCUCUUUGCCCGGAUCUCCCCGAACUUGACCUCUCUGAAUUAGACGUGAACGACCUGGAUGCAGACAGCUUCCUCGGCGGGCUCAAGUGGUACAGCGACCAAUCAGAGAUAAUUUCCAACCAAUACGCCAACGAGUCAUCAAAUAUUUUUGAGAAGAUAGAUGAGGAGAAUGAAGCAAACUUGCUAGCAGUUCUCACGGAGACGUUGGACAAUAUCCCCGUAGACGAGGAUGGAUUGCCUUCAUUUGAUGCGCUGACAGAUGGCGAUGUGACCCACGAAAACGAUGCUAGCUCUUCGCCAAUGCCCCACAACACCCCUCCGCUUCAGGAUGCCGAAGAACCGUCUCUACUUAAGAAGCUCUUGUUGGCUCCAGCGAACACCCAGCUAAAUUACAAUGAAUGCAGCGGCCUCAGCACACACAACCACGGCAACACCAACCACAGGAUCAGAGCAAACCCCAUGGCGGUUAAGACCGAGAAUUCAUGGAGCAAUAAAGCGAAGAGCAUUUGUCAACCGCAAAAGCCACAGAGACGUCCUUGCUCGGAGCUUCUAAAGUAUCUGACUACAAACGAUGACCCUCCACAGACCAAACCCACAGAGAACAAAAACAGCAACAGAGACAGAUGCACCUCUAAAAAGAAGAGCCUUUUGCAGUCUCAGACGCAUCAUUUGCAAGCCAAACAAAUGAGUUUAUCGCUUCCUUUGACGCCCGAGUCACCAAAUGAUCCCAAGGGUUCCCCAUUUGAGAACAAGACUAUUGAACAAACUUUAAGUGUGGAACUCUCUGGAACUGCAGGCCUAACUCCACCAACGACCCCUCCUCACAAAGCCAACCAAGACAACCCUUUUCGGACUUCACCAAAGCCAAAGUCAGCGUGCAAGACUGUUGUGCCAUCUUCCAAAAAACCCCGCUGUAGUGAGUCUUCCAGCUCUCAAGGACAUAACUUGCUUCGGAAGGGUCCGGUGCAGUCAGAGCUAUAUGCACAACUCAGCAAGACGACGGUCCUGUCCGUCGGCCAUGAGGAGAGGAAGACGAAGCGGCCCGGUUUGCGGCUGUUUGGUGACCAUGACUACUGUCAAUCCGUUAACUCGAAAACAAAAGUACGUAUCGGCCUCUCCCAGGAACUUCAGGAUUCUGGACUAGUAGCGUUAAACGGCUGCUUGCCGGGGCGGCAAUGCCACAUUUGUUCUCCCUUUGACCCACUCAACCAGUAUGGCAAGAGAGAGCCGUCACAGGUGAGCAAAUGGGAUUUGCAGCAGAACAACCGGAAACAGCUCCAAGACCAGGAAAUCCGAGCCGAACUCAAUAAGCACUUUGGCCACCCGAGCCAAGCUGUUUUUGAGGAAGAGCCGACGAAGAGCAGCGAGCCGAGGGACAUCGAUUGUAGCAACGAACAAUUCUCCAGACUACCUAUGUUUAUCCAUUCGGGGCUGCUAAUGGAUGGCCUUUUUGAUGACAGUGAAGAAGAAAGUGACAAACUGUGCUGCGCGUGGGAUGGGACGCAAACCUACUCCUUGUUUGACCUGUCGCCCUCUUGCUCCUCCCUUAACUCUCCGUGCAGAGAUUUGGUGUCUCCGCCCAAGUCCUUGCUUUCUCAACGAUUCCAAAGGAUACAGUCUCGAUCAAGGUCCUUUUCUCAGUGCAGGUCUUGCUCCCGCUCUCCAUAUUCCCGAUCGAGAUCAAGGUCACCGUGCAGUAGAUCCUCUUCAAGAUCUCCGUAUUAUCAUGAGUCUGGUCACUGUAGACCCCGGGCAUAUAGAAGUUCUCCCUUGUAUUCAAGAUCACGAUCCAGAUCACCAUAUAGCCGUAGACCCCGAUAUGACAGCUAUGAGGAAUAUCAGCAUGAAAGGCUGAAGAGGGAAGAAUACCGCAAAGAGUAUGAAAAACGGGAAUCGGAAAGGGCCAAACAAAGGGAGCGGCAGAGGCAGAAAGCGAUUGAAGAACAGCGCGUAAUUUAUGUUGGGAAAAUUGGACCUGACAUCACCCGAGCAGAACUGAGGGACCGGUUUGAAGUUUUUGGCGAAAUUGAGGAGUGCACAGUGAAUCUUCAGGAUAAUGGGGACAGCUAUGGUUUCAUCACUUACCGCUACACCUGCGAUGCUUUUGCUGCCUUGGAAAACGGAUAUACCUUGCGCAGGUCCAGCGAGCCUGGCUUAGAGUUGUAUUUUUGCGGACACAAGCAAUUUUGCAAGUCUAACUAUGCAGACCUAGAUUCCAACUCGGAUGAUUUUGAUCCUGCUUCCACCAAGAGCAAGUACGACUCUAUGGAUUUUGACAGCUUGUUUAAAGAGGCGCAACGCAGCUUGCGAAGGUAACGUGCGUUCUGGCCAAGGAAAACGGAGGGAUGGCGAAUACCUCAUGGACACCACGUCCUUCAAUAACGGACAGUGAAGAAAGUCACGCUUACAAGUUUCUCCUGCUUUACACUCUCUGUAUUGAAAACAUGGUUUACAUGGACACAGCUGCUUAAGGAACGAAAAAGCUGAAUUAGUCUCAUUUGUGCACGGGUGUACCCCGAGGUCUCAGGGCAAAGAAGAUGAGGGUUUUGAUCUUCGUAGAGAGUGUCAAGUAAAAACCACUUGAAACGGCAGCAGUUCCAUAGAGAUACUUUUUAAAAAAACGAAGAGAACUUUGAAAUGUGUACAUAGGACAUUUUCAAAACAAAGCAAAUUCAGAACUUCAGCUGCUAACGUCCAAGGGAGAUGUGUGUGGGUUCUUUAUUUUUAAACGAGCGUCUCACUACGUGUUCGAAUGACGACAAUCGGGAAGAAUUCUACAGUUCCUGCAAAAGUCACCAUCUCUUUCCAUUGUGCUUUUCUUGUGUAAUCAUAUAUAUACACAUAUACACACACACACAUAUUUAUAUUUAUAUAUGUAAACAUAAUGUAUAUGUGUGUGUUUGUAUAUAUGUGUGUGUGUAUAUAUUUAUAUAUAUGGAAGGACGAAAAACUUCUGUGGCAUUUAAGAAGUUUUGCCUUUUUAAUUGCGACACCCAUGUCCGUGUCCAAAAUGUUUAUCUUGCGUGGAGAAAUUUCCGGACACUCGCCAUUAACCGUGAACCUUGUCCGCUGGAUAAGCUGCCAUGAUCCGCUACAAGCGAGCUGAGGGGAUCACUUGGGUGUGUGGGUCAGGGUGGGAUGUACAGCCAGAUUAUUCGCUGCGUUCGAGAAUGCAGCCGAAUAUUUGCAGAUGUUAAAUGGAGUAUUUUUUAUUUUGUGUACAUAUGGUAUGAUGAGACGAUGCUCUCUCUUUUUUUGGUUACAGCUAUGCACUGUAAAUGCAGCCUUCUUUUAAAAAAACAAAACACAAAAACACAAAAAACUGCUGAAACUUUUCUUAAUCAAGAAUAUUCAAAUGUAAUUAUACAAAGCGAAAUGAUAUUGUACACUAACCUAUUUAGAAAGCUGAAGUUAUGCUUAUAUAUAUUUGAUUGUAAAAAACAAACAAGAGAAGUGUGCGAGUCAAUGUGCGUGGAUGUGUUGAGUGGAAAAUUAUUGGCAUCCUCCAUCCCUCCUUUAAUGGGCUGAUCUAAUAAUGUUAGCCAAGACUCGGCUGAAGUCAAGCACUUUGAGGCCCUGUUUAUUCAUUCGCCUGGCUGUCGUGUGGCUCCAUGGGACCUCCAUUGCUGGCCCAUCUUUCUCCUAGUGUGGCAACAGCAUCUGCCAUCAAAAUGUGUCCUUUUUCAGACAUUACAACUAUGCAUCCUGGGAGCCUACCAAUGGGAAAACGUGCUACCCAUGAUGCUCCUGAUACUCACAA
This is a messenger RNA of Sphaerodactylus townsendi, 3929 nucleotides long. It is a transcript of the gene PPARGC1A, whose product is annotated as PPARG coactivator 1 alpha. The record is from RefSeq and is a predicted model, not a curated record. NCBI's taxonomy places the organism in Eukaryota, Metazoa, Chordata, Lepidosauria, Squamata, Sphaerodactylidae. Gene Ontology annotation, biological process: positive regulation of transcription by RNA polymerase II. Gene Ontology annotation, cellular component: nucleus. The transcript has 14 exons. Bases 107 to 2485 code for a protein of 792 amino acids. Gene Ontology annotation, molecular function: transcription factor binding; RNA binding.